UGGUUUCAUGCAGUUUGAGCGUUGGCUUCGUGGAGGGAGCAGCUUUUGUUUGUGUGCUCUGCCCAGACCUCCAGUCCCCCCAUUUUCCAAAAGAAGAAGAAAAAAAAAUCUAAAACUACAAGUUUUAAUCAACCAAGACAACUGCUUGAUGGUAACAGCUCUGAACUCUCAGGAAGGCAAGGAGAUUGCUAGAAAUAUCCUGCAGCAGAUGCUGGACUCAUUCCACACUAGCCUUGCAGGACUGAUCGCACAGAGAAAUGUAUCGAAAAGGAACUUUGCAGUCGUCGACUUAUUUCUAAGGAUCCAUAAGGAAACAUGGUGAGCAAAGAAGGGGACAAAUGUGUGCUGACAUCCUCGGAAAGCGAAGUCGAACAAGCCGUUUCACUUGCCUUAGAGAUGAAAUAUGCACUGGACCCCAACAGGCAGAUUAAGAAAAGGAAUAAAGCCCUCCAAGUGAGGUUUAAAGAUAUUUGCGAGGCUCAAAAUGAACAGAGGGAUAAACAGCUUUCUACCAUGCCGCAAACCGAGAAGAAAGAUAGUAAAUCUCUUUCCUACAAAGCUUAUCGGAAGUACAUGACCGUGCCCGCUCGCAGGUCUAUACCCAACGUAACAAAGAGCACAGGGGUCCAAACUUCCCCGGAUCUAAAAAAACGCUACCAGACUUUCCCUCUGGAUCGGAAAAAAGGAAAUAUUUUAAAAAAUAACGGGGUGGAUCCAUUAAAUAACCAGAACAAUGGAUUUAUAAUCGAUGCGAAGGAUAAAAACUCAGGGGAGACCAUUCAGUGCAGCAGGGUCAACGAGCAAGUGGUAGCAGACUUGAUGAUACACUCAAGCGAGGACAUGGACGCCAUUUAUCCGCUUUCUACCAGUAACUCAUGUAAAAGCACUGACUCGCACAGCUGUAUCAAUGAGUCCCCUACUCAUCAAAAUCCAGCCAACAUUUCCUUGGAACAGGUCAUCUGCCAUGUGCAUGAAGCAGCAAAAUCUGAUAGAGGCCCACUGGGGAACAUGCCAUCUACUCAGCCCGGACACGUAAAAGUGCUUUUGAAAGAAGAAGCCACAAUUCAUUCGCCUACACUUAACCCAAACUUGACAGAUCCAGAGGAAUCCAAUCCUGGGAAUGAUUCUGAACGGACGACGAGUACAUCGACGGAGGAAGAAAAUAAAAGAACUGCUCAUCUUAAUGGCUUGCACAUACAUAGGAAAGGAUGUCCAACCCAGUCGCAGUGUCAGGCAACGGAAUGUAAUAGCCAACAGGCCCUUCAGAUAAAUGUUUUACCUGCAGAAAAAAACGCACCUUGUCAGAUAGCAGUCGCUUUGAGUGGUGAAUGCCAACAAAUUGUGCCUCAUGCUGAAGUAGGAGACUUAAAAGCACAGCUCCACACCAUGGAAAAUCUGAUAAGUUCAAGCCAGGAAACCAUAAAAGUGCUUUUGGGUGUUAUUCAGGAGUUGGAGAAAGGAGAAGCUCACAGAGAUGGGCUUUCAUAUCGGACUGGCCAAGAUACAUCAAACUGCGACACAUGCAGGAAUAGCGCAUGCAUUAUCUAUAGUGUUGAACUGGAUUUCAAACAGCAAGAAGACAAACUACAACCAGUCUUGAAAAAACUAAAUCCUGUUGAGGAAUCUCAGGUUGCACCUUUGCCUUAUCCUGCAGAGAGUUACACCUCAACUCCCAAGCAAAAAUCCAAAACAGAAUCAAAAAAACAUGGAAGAUGGAAACUCUGGUUUCUUUAGCUGAACCUGCUGGAAAUAGAGCCUCCGUCCUUCUUAGGCACAUACCCAAAAUCCAACAAUUCAUUUACAAAGAGAUCUUGGUAACAGUUCAUGUUAUCAGGAAGACACUGCCCUGGGCAGUAUGCAGAUCCCACUGUGUGUACCAAAAAGGCCUUUUAUACUUGCCACAUUUGUAGGAGCAAGAUAUAAAAAAAAAAAAAAAAAAAACAUGCCAACUUCUAAACAGUUCAUUAUGCGGGAUUUAACUGAAUAACAACUGAGAAACAGUCAGAUUUGAUGUGGUGAGGAUGAGGGUAAAAUGAACCAAACUUUGUUUUUCCCCGCUCAUAAUCCAAAGGGUUUUUAUUGAUUUAUAUUUAGUUCAAUGUAUAAAAAAAAAAAAUCAC
Messenger RNA from Xenopus laevis (African clawed frog), 2120 nucleotides. It is a transcript of the gene insyn2a.S, whose product is annotated as finhibitory synaptic factor 2A S homeolog. The transcript is spliced from 4 exons. Gene Ontology annotation, biological process: inhibitory postsynaptic potential. NCBI's taxonomy places the organism in Eukaryota, Metazoa, Chordata, Amphibia, Anura, Pipidae. Gene Ontology annotation, cellular component: postsynaptic density. The record is from RefSeq and is a predicted model, not a curated record. Bases 316 to 1734 code for a protein of 472 amino acids.